UAAGUUCAUAUGUUAAAUAAAUAAUUCUAAAAAUAUUUCUAUUUUAUUAAGAAUGAUUACGAGGUGUUUAGAUUAACAGUUCAUGCUUUAUGUAAGUUUUUGUUAGGAAAUGUUGUCGGUAAAUUCUACUUCCGGUUCCGGCCGUGCACUUCCGGUCUGGCAGCGGACUAACGGUUUUACGUUUUUUAUUGCCGUUAAACAAGAGAACAUACCUGAAGUAAUCUGAUCGGAUGCUUACCACACUGAAUUAUCAGGCAGGAACGCCUUUUCACCACACAUGUUAUGAAGACAAUUAAACAAGCUGCAACUAAUCUCCAGGGUCUUCAUUUCGCGGUUUAACUCGGUGUCACCAACAUCCUUGUUGAAAACACUAGAGUGAAAAGGCGCCAACUGACGAUUCAUCACGGUCAAAAUGGCAUCCACCAGCAAGUCGGCACGCAGCCUUAGGACCAGUCGCUCAUCUGGAUCAGCGAUCUACAAGGCUCCCUCACCAGCACUGGAGGAUGGCGGGGAGGGAGAAAACGGUCCAGAUGCAGUCAAUGUCACAACAACCUGCACGGAUGUGUGCAGUCCAGGUCAGUGGGGUCGUUCAUGUUCCAAGAUAUGUCUUGCAUGGGUGUACCCAAAGGGUUACAAAGACAGAGCUAUCAAAGCUUAUGUAAUAUUAGAUGAUCAGAGCAAUCGUUCCUUAGCCAGGCCUGAGUUCUUUGAACUUUUCAACAUUAAAAAUGAACCUCUCGCCUACAAUCUCAGAACAUGCUCUGGUGUGGUUGAAACCUGGGGUAAAAUAGCUGAAGGAUUUGAAAUUGAGUCACUAGAUAGAUCAGUGGUUAUUCCCCUACCCCCACUCAUUGAGUGUCAAGACAUUCCCAACAACAGGAGUGAAAUCCCAACCCCUAGUGCGGUGCUACACCAGCCACACCUCCAAUCCAUAGCAAAGUACAUCCCAGAACUAGAUCCUAAAGCUGAAAUACUCCUGUUACUAGGGCGAGAUGUUCUACGGGUGCACAAGGUCAGGCAGAGAGUGAAUGGCCCCCAUAAUGCGCCCUUCGCCCAGUGCUUAGACCUGGGGUGGGUUGUAGUUGGGGAGGUUUGUCUGGGUAAUGUUCAUAGGCCGACAGUCAGCACUCUCAAAACAGUUGUCCUGGAAAAUGGUCGCCCUACAGUUUUCAAACCCUGUGACAGCCUUCUGCGAUUCAAGGAAACGCCACACACAAUUAGGCCAAGUAAAGCACCCGAGCAAACUCUAGGACAAACGGUCUUUAACCAGACAGAAAAUGACAAUAAACCAGCUCCCUCAGUACAGGAUGCUCUCUUUAUCAAAAUGAUGGACAGUGCUAUGUUCAGAGAUGAGGACAACAGUUGGGUCGCCCCACUUCCGUUUAAAGAACCUCGCCAGCAACUGCCAAACAACAGAGAGCGGGCAAUCACGAGAUUCUUGUCCUUAAAACGCAACCUAAACAGGAAGCCCAAAAUGCAGGAGCAAUAUGUGGCUUUCAUGGGAGAGAUUUUCUCUAAUGGUCACGCUGAGGUGGCACCCCCACUAAAACAGGAAGAGGAGUGCUGGUACCUUCCAACCUUUGGAGUUUACCACCCAAGGAAACCCAAUCAGAUCAGGGUUGUUUUCGACUCCAGCGCCCAGUACUCUGGUGUCUCACUUAACAACGUCCUCCUUACUGGCCCUGAUCUAAAUAACACACUCCUUGGAGUUCUUCUCCGCUUCCGGACAGAAAGUGUUGCGAUAAUGGCAGAUAUAAAGCAAAUGUUUCACUGCUUCGUGGUGCGUGAGGACCAUCGUAACUUCCUCCGUUUUCUCUGGCACAGGGACAAUGAUAUAAAUAAGGAAGUUAUCGACUAUCGCAUGAAAGUCCAUGUAUUUGGCAACUCACCGUCUCCUGCUGUUGCUGUUUACGGACUACGCAGGGCCAUCAGAGCAGGUGCAAAGGACUAUGGAGCAGAUACUGUCAAGUUUGUGGAGAGGCACUUUUACGUUGACGAUGGCUUGAUCUCCGUUCCCUCUCCCGCCGAGGCUAUAGACUUGCUUCAGAGAACACAAGCCUCACUCGCUGAAUCCAACCUGCGCCUGCAUAAGUUUGUUUCUAACUCGCAGGCAGUCAUGCAGGCCUUCUGCCCUGAAGAUUGUGCACCAGUCAUUAAAGACUUGGAUUUAAGUGGUGAAGAAACACAAUCCCAGCGAAGCCUUGGGCUCAUUUGGGAAAUAACAACAGACACAUUCACUUACUCAGUAGCCGACACAGACAAACCAUUUACUCGGCGUGGCAUACUGUCAGCCGUCAAUAGUGUCUUUGAUCCCCUGGGCCUAUUGGCACCUGUCACAAUCCAAGGAAGAGCUCUGCUCAGAGAGCUCAGUUCAGAAUGUUCAGAUUGGGACACACCCCUUCCUGAGGACAAGCAAAGCAAGUGGGAAAUGUGGAGAAAUUCCCUUCAGGACCUAAAAGAACUACACGUCCCUAGAACCUACACAUCUACCUCACUCAGUCAAGCAACGCACAAAGAACUGUGUUUAUUCUCAGACGCGUCAACUAUGGCCAUAGGAGCUGUAGCCUAUUUAAAGGCAGUCCAAAGAGAUGGCGAAGUUGAGGUCGGAUUCAUAAUGGGCAAGGCAAAGCUUGCUCCAUUGUCAAAACUGACUAUACCAAGACUUGAACUGUGUGCAGCUGUCUUGGCAGUAGAAAUGGCUGAUCUCAUUCAGGAUGAGUUGGACUUGCACUUUGACGCAGUACACUUUUAUACGGACAGUAAGGUUGUACUGGGCUACAUCUGUAAUGAGUCUAAGAGAUUCUACCAGUAUGUCCACAACAGGGCACAGCGCAUUCGCCAGUCUUCAAAGCCAGAACAAUGGCACUACGUGCGCACAGAGGAAAACCCAGCAGACCACGCAUCGAGGUCGUUGUCAGCAGCUCAGCUAAAAAAGUCCACCUGGUUUACCGGACCAUCCUUCAUCCACCAUUCUCCUGCAGAGAAAACUCAAAUGAGUGGAAUGUUUGAGUUAAUUGAACCUGAAAAGGACUCAGAAAUUAGGCCACAAAUCAGAACACAUGCCACUCACCUCCAAGUACCCAGCAGUAAGCGUUUUGAGCGCUUUUCCACGUUUAAGUCCUUAGUCAGAGCAAUAGCAAAUCUUAUCCACAUCGCAAAAUCUUUCAAUAGGACCAAUCCGAACAGUAAAUGCAAAGGCUGGCACAAAUGUCACCUGCCUCUUACUCCAGAGGAGCUAUCUCAAGCAAAAACCAUCAUCCUCAAAGAGGCACAAAAGGCCCACUUUGGAAAAGAACUUUCUGCCCUUAAUGCUUGCAAGCCGAUCUCAAAGCAGAGCCCUCUACAAAAGCUCAGCCCAAUCCUACAGGAUGGUCUCAUUUCUGUUGGAGGCCGACUUAAACACUCAGAGAUUGAGAACUUCGAAAAGAGCCCUGUAAUUCUCCCCAAAGACAGUCACAUUUCCCUUCUGCUCACUCGUCAUCACCACGAGCAAACAGAGCAUCAAGGCCGUCAUCUGACGGAAGGAGCAAUCAGGGCUGCUGGACUGUGGCUUUUAGGUGGCAAAAGACUGAUCAACUCAGUAAUCCACAAAUGUUUAACCUGCCGCAAACUGCGUGGAAAACAAGAACAGCAACUUAUGGCGGCCCUGCCACCUGAACGCCUAAAAACCUGUCCUCCUUUCACCUAUGUUGGCCUUGACGUCUUCGGGCCCUGGAAUAUAACAACCAGGCGUACCAGAGGUGGAGUAGCUGAAAGUAAGCGGUGGGCCAUUUUGUUUACUUGCAUGAGUUCAAGAGCCGUCCAUAUUGAGGUAAUCGAAUCUCUAGAUACGUCCAGCUGCAUAAACGCCCUCCGCCGCUUCUUUGCUCUAAGAGGACCCGCCAAACAGUUGUUAUCUGAUCGUGGCACCAAUUUUGUUGGAGCUUCAAAGGAACUAGGAAUGGACAAAUCAAUGCAGAAGUACCUAACAGAGCAAGGUUGCAGCUGGGAAUUCAAUCCGCCACAUGCUUCCCACAUGGGAGGCUCUUGGGAGCGCAUGAUCGGAGUCGCCCGCAGAAUCCUGGAUUCCAUGCUAUUGCAAAACAAGGUUCAACUGACUCACGAAGUGCUUUGCACUCUCAUGGCCGAAAUUACAGCCAUCAUAAAUGCAAGGCCGCUUGUUCCUGUGUCCUCCGAUCCAGAGAACCCCUUUAUUCUAUCCCCCUCAAUGCUCCUUACACAAAGGUCUUGCCUUCUCCCCCCAUCUGGAGAGUUCUUCAAUAAAGACCUUUACACCAAACAAUGGAGACAAGUCCAAGCUCUCUCCAACCAGUUCUGGAUGCGCUGGAGGCGAGAGUAUUUGCCCACAUUACAACAAAGGCAGAAAUGGACUGUAUCACGCAGAAAUCUCCAAGUUGGUGACCUAGUUCUGCUCAAGGACAAGCAGGUCAGACGUAACAGCUGGCCCAUGGCAAGGAUCACUGCCACAUUCCCAAGCAAGGACAAUCGAGUCAGAAAGAUUGAGGUAAAGGCAUGUGAUCAAGGCUCUGUAAAGACAUUUAUGCGACCAGUUACUGAAGUUAUUCUGCUUAUGCCAAAGGACUGAAUGUUUAUUGUAUUGUUUAGUAUAGUGGCCUCACGAGGCCAGGCGGGGAGUGUGUUGCCCUUAAGGCAUUUCUUUGAAUAAAUAAGUUCAUAUGUUAAAUAAAUAAUUCUAAAAAUAUUUCUAUUUUAUUAAGAAUGAUUACGAGGUGUUUAGAUUAACAGUUCAUGCUUUAUGUAAGUUUUUGUUAGGAAAUGUUGUCGGUAAAUUCUACUUCCGGUUCCGGCCGUGCACUUCCGGUCUGGCAGCGGACUAACGGUUUUACGUUUUUUAUUGCCGUUAAACAAGAGAACAUACCUGAAGUAAUCUGAUCGGAUGCUUACCACACUGAAUUAUCAGGCAGGAACGCCUUUUCACCACACAUGUUAUGAAGACAAUUAAACAAGCUGCAACUAAUCUCCAGGGUCUUCAUUUCGCGGUUUACCCCGGUGUCACCAACAUCCUUGUUGAAAACACUAGACAGACAAAUUUCUUCCCGG
Archocentrus centrarchus (flier cichlid) is the source of this 5061-nucleotide messenger RNA. RefSeq lists its product as uncharacterized. The coding region runs from base 413 to 4585 and encodes 1390 amino acids. The record is from RefSeq and is a predicted model, not a curated record. Lineage: Eukaryota; Metazoa; Chordata; Actinopteri; Cichliformes; Cichlidae. The transcript is spliced from 4 exons. Gene Ontology annotation, biological process: DNA integration. Gene Ontology annotation, molecular function: nucleic acid binding.